Messenger RNA from Cooperia oncophora, 471 nucleotides. NCBI's taxonomy places the organism in Eukaryota, Metazoa, Nematoda, Chromadorea, Rhabditida, Trichostrongylidae. The record is from the annotation of a GenBank genome assembly.
AUGCUGGCCACUUGCUUGGCUUCUGUAUUGCUCAUCACUGGUUUGGUGAGCGCUGGAUCAGAAGGCAAGGAUGAACGAUACACAUACAACCAAAUGUGUGUUGUUGACGGAAAACUGACUGUACUCAACGGAUUCGAUUGUCGGGAACAGGUUGCUGUAGCAAAGUGGAAGAACGCAGUGAACGCAUCCGGAUGGACUUUCCUGGAGGUUGAAACUCGAGCAAAAUUUGAGCCCGAGCUUCAGGCCUAUGCGGCUGGAUACCUUGAAGGUGUACUCUCCCGCGAAGUGCUUCAUUACCACAUUCAAAACACAGUAGAGACUUACUGCACGAAUUUCACGCAGUACUGUGAUCGAAUGAAGGAAUUUGUUGGCCAAAACCAGGAUUACAUCAAGCAAACGCUCGCCUCCACGUCUAGAGAUGACAUGUACUGGUCGGCAGUCAAUCAGCGUACUACCAGCUCACUGGCUUGA